UAAACAACAUGGCGACUCAGUGCUGAGGUAGCAGCCCCAACAAAGUCGGUGGAUAGACACACCGAUAGCCUGGUUUCGUUAGCAUUUCUCUCGCCUGCAUCUACGCAGGGUCAGGCCAGAGAUGCCGGCCUGAGAGAGCAGCAGUUAUAUCAAAAGAUGCAACAGCAACAACGUCUUGCUCAACAACAACAGCAGAAGCAGACGGAAAGCACAAAAACCAAGAGCAUGUUUCUGUCUAGGGCGCUGGAAAAAAUCCUGUCGGAUAAGGAGUUGAAGCGGAGCCAGCACAGCCAGCUGCGUAAAGCAUGCCAAGUGGCUCUUGAUGAAAUUAAAAUCGAGCUUGAGAAGCAAAAAGAUGGCACAGUGGUCCCGCCCCGAGCAAACUACAUUGAGGCUGACAAAUAUGUGCUACCUUUUGAGCUUGCCUGUCAAUCUAAGUCCCCACGCAUUGUCAGCACCUCGUUGGACUGCUUACAGAAGCUCAUUGCGUAUGGCCACAUCACAGGCAACGCCCCUGACAGUAGUGCUCCAGGGAAGAGGCUCAUCGACCGGCUGGUGGAGACCAUCUGUAACUGUUUCCAGGGCCCACAGACAGACGAGGGGGUGCAGCUGCAAGUCAUUAAGGCUCUCCUGACUGCAGUGACCUCCCCUCACAUUGAGAUCCACGAGGGGACUGUUCUACUGACUGUGCGUACCUGUUACAACAUCUACCUGGCCAGCCGCAACCUCAUCAACCAGACCACCGCCAAGGCCACACUCACACAGAUGCUCAAUGUGAUCUUCACCCGCAUGGAGACACAGGCAGCUCUGGAGUCUCACGAACAGGAGAAGGAUAGACUGUGUUUGCCCCAUCAGAACCCUUCCACUUCCCCUGGGCGGAUGUGCGGUUCCCCCCGGUCAGACCACACCCUAGACUUAAGCGGGACGCCCUCUCCUGCGGCCAGCACCCCAGACCUCCAUACCAUGCCCCUGGCCCCAGACACACCCUCCAUCAAUGGCCAACCAGAGGAGUGCAAGACUGAGGAGGAUGUGGCUGUUACAGAGGAGAAAAGGGAGGAGACACCACCUCCAGUUUUUGAGGAUCCAGUUUCAGAGACCCCAACAACAGUAAAACAGCCAGUCGAGGAAGGGCAUGAGGUGGGGCAGGGGGAGAAAUCAGAAGUAGGAGAGGAGGAGAAACCAGAAGUCGAUUCAAAGCCAACAGAGCAACCAACGAGUGAGGUGGUAGAGGAAGUGGCUCCAGCACCUGAACCAGAGCCACAGCCCCAGACCGCACCAGAAGGGGAUCAUCUCCCUGAGCAGACAGAGGUGGCGCCCCCUAGACCCAGGACAGAUACGAACCAAAUGAACGGCAUUAUGGAUGACCGUGGUUCAGUGUCCUCUACAGACAUCCUGGAUGCGGAGUCUAUGCAGGGUGGCCAGAACACUGCUCGUUUCUCCCACAUUCUGCAGAAAGACGCCUUCCUAGUCUUCCGCUCCCUCUGCAAGCUCUCCAUGAAGCCCCUGGCAGACGGACCCCCUGACCCAAAGUCUCAUGAGCUGCGCUCCAAAGUGGUGUCUCUGCAGCUGCUGCUGUCUGUGCUCCAGGGGGCAGGGCCCGUCUUCCGCACCCACGAGAUGUUUGUCAAUGCCAUCAAGCAGUACCUGUGUGUGGCCCUCUCCAAAAACGGGGUGUCCUCUGUGCCCGAGGUGUUUGAGCUCUCCCUCGCCAUCUUCCUCACCCUGCUCUCCCACUUUAAAGUCCACCUCAAGAUGCAGAUCGAGGUGUUUUUCAGGGAGAUUUUCCUGACCAUCCUGGAAACAUCAUCCAGCUCCUUUGAACACAAGUGGAUGGUCAUUCAGACCCUCACACGGAUAUGUGCAGAUGCUCAGUGUGUGGUGGAUAUCUACGUAAACUACGACUGUGACCUAAACGCUGCAAACAUCUUUGAGCGGCUGGUGAACGAUCUAUCUAAGAUUGCCAUGGGGAGGAGUGGCCAGGAGCUGGGGAUGACCCCUCUACAGGAGCUGAGUCUGCGUAAGAAGGGUCUGGAGUGUUUGGUGUCCAUUCUGAAAUGCAUGGUGGAGUGGAGCAGAGACAUGUAUGUCAACCCCAACCUGCAGGCCAACCUCGGCCAGGAGCGGCCGUCAGAUGGUGAGGGUCCGGAGCUGAAGCUUCCUGACCACCUGGCAUCUCGUAGAGACAGCGUCAGUUCUCUGGACUCCACCAUGUCAUCUAGUGUCCAGUCCUCCCAGCCUGACCACCCAGAACAGUAUGAGGUCAUCAAACAACAGAAGGAUGUCAUUGAGCACGGCAUUGAGCUUUUCAACAAAAAGCCCAAGCGAGGUGUCCAGUUCUUACAAGACCAAGGCAUGCUGGGAAACACAGCAGAGGACAUUGCCCAGUUUCUGCACCAAGAGGAGCGCCUGGACACAACCCAGGUGGGGGAAUACCUGGGGGAGAACGUGCGUUUCAACAAGGAGGUGAUGUACAGCUAUGUGGACCAGCUGGACUUCUGUGGCCGGGACUUUGUCUCUGCUCUGAGGGCUUUCCUGGAGGGCUUCCGGCUCCCAGGAGAGGCCCAGAAAAUUGACAGGCUCAUGGAGAAGUUCGCUGCCCGAUAUCUGGAGUGUAACCAGGGACAGACUGAGUUUGCCAGUGCAGACACGGCCUACGUCUUGGCCUACUCCAUCAUCAUGCUCACCACCGACCUGCACAGUCCACAGGUGAAGAACAAAAUGACCAAGGAGCAGUACAUCAAAAUGAACCGUGGAAUCAAUGACAGUAAGGACCUGCCUGAGGAGUACUUGUCCUCCAUAUACGAUGAGAUCGCUGGCAAGAAGAUCGCCAUGAAGGACAGCAAGGAGCACACUAUCACACCCAAGACUAGCAAGCACAGUGUAGCCACUGAGAAGCAGCGUCGUCUGCUAUAUAACGUGGAGAUGGAACAGAUGGCCAAGACAGCCAAGGCCCUGAUGGAGGCUGUGAGCCACGCCCAGGCUCCCUUCUUCAGCGCCACCCACCUGGAACACGUCCGGCCCAUGUUUAAGUUGGCGUGGACCCCUCUCCUGGCAGCCUUCAGCGUGGGGCUGCAGGACUGUGAUGACCAGGAGGUGGCCUCUCUGUGUCUGGAGGGGAUCCGCUGUGCCAUCAGGAUCACCUGUAUCUUCAGUAUGCUGUUGGAGAGGGAUGCUUAUGUCCAAGCCUUGGCUCGGUUCACCCUGCUCACAGCCAGCUCCAGCAUCACUGAGAUGAAGCAGAAGAACAUUGACACCAUCAAGACCCUUAUCACUGUGGCCCACACAGACGGAAACUACCUGGGCAACUCUUGGCACGAGAUCCUGCGGUGUAUCAGCCAGCUGGAGUUGGCCCAGCUGAUUGGCACGGGGGUGAAGACACGCUACAUCUCUGGAGUGGUCCGGGACAGUCAGACCGGCAUCAAGGGUUUCCCGAUCGGGGGAGAGGAGUUCAUGCCCCUGGGACUGGGGACCCUGGUGGGAGGUCCAGACAGGAGGCAGAUGGCUCAUAUCCAGGAGUCAGUGGGAGAGACCAGCUCUCAGAGCGUGGUGGUGGCUGUAGACAGGAUCUUCACUGGUUCCACAAGGCUGGAUGGAAAUGCAGUUGUGGACUUUGUGCGGUGGUUAUGUGCGGUCUCCAUGGAUGAACUGGCCUCUACUCACCAGCCGAGGAUGUUCAGUCUGCAGAAGAUAGUAGAGAUCUCCUACUACAACAUGAACCGCAUCCGUCUGCAGUGGUCACGCAUCUGGCAGGUCAUCGGAGACCACUUCAACAAGGUGGGCUGCAACCCCAACGAGGACGUGGCCAUCUUUGCCGUGGACUCUCUGAGGCAGCUGUCCAUGAAGUUCCUGGAGAAAGGAGAGCUGGCUAACUUCCGCUUCCAGAAGGACUUCCUCCGGCCAUUUGAACACAUCGUGAAGAAGAACAGAUCUCCCACUAUCAGGGACAUGGUGAUCCGCUGUGUGGCCCAGAUGGUCAACUCCCAGGCAGCCAACAUCCGCUCCGGCUGGAAGAACAUCUUCUCUGUGUUCCACCAGGCCGCCUCGGAUCACGACGAGAACAUUGUGGAGCUGGCCUUCCAGACUACUGGCCACAUAGUCAUGAACACGUUUCAGCAGCACUUUGCAGCAGCCAUAGACUCCUUCCAGGAUGCAGUGAAGUGUCUGUCUGAGUUUGUGUGCAACGCUGCCUUCCCUGACACCAGUAUGGAGGCCAUCCGGCUCAUACGCCACUGUGCUAAAUAUGUGGCUGAACGGCCGCAGGCUCUGCGGGAGUACACCAGUGAUGACAUGAACGUGGCCCCAGGGGACCGGGUGUGGGUGAGAGGCUGGUUCCCCAUCCUCUUUGAGCUGUCCUGCAUCAUCAACCGCUGCAAGCUGGACAUCAGGACAAGGGGUCUGACUGUGAUGUUUGAGAUUAUGAAGAGCUAUGGACACACCUUUGAAAAGCACUGGUGGCACGACCUUUUCCGCAUCGUCUUCCGCAUCUUCGACAAUAUGAAGCUCCCUGAGCAGCAGACGGAGAAGCAUGAGUGGAUGACCACGACCUGUAACCACGCCCUGUACGCCAUUUGUGACGUCUUCACCCAGUUCUAUGAGCCUCUCAGUGAGGUCCUGCUGGCUGACAUCUUCACUCAGCUGCAGUGGUGUGUCAAACAAGAUAAUGAGCAGUUGGCCCGGUCAGGGACUAACUGCCUAGAGAACCUGGUCAUCCUGAAUGGGGAGAAGUUUAGCCCAGAGGUGUGGAACGUCACCUGCUCCUGUAUGCUGGACAUCUUCCAGACCACCAGCCCACACGUCCUGUUGACAUGGCGACCAGCUGGUCAGGAAGAGGAGGCUGGUGAUGGGAAACAUAUGGAUGUAGAUUUUGACACCCAAUCCCAGAGCAGCUAUGACAGAGCCCUGUCAGAGAGAGGAGGUCAGAGCCAAAUGUCCACUGCCAGCGAUGAGACCUGGAAGGGUAAACCCCAUGCCAGAGUGUCAGACCAGAAGCUGUUUGCUGGACUGCUCAUCAAGUGUGUGGUGCAGCUGGAGCUGAUCCAGACCAUUGACAACAUUGUCUUCUACCCGGCAACCAGCAAGAAGGAAGAUGCCGAAAAUAUGGCUUCUGCACAGAGGGAUGCUCUGGAGGAGGCUGCAGAGGAAGGGGACCCUGGGCAGGGGGAGCAGGGCAUGUACAGACACCUCUCCUCCCAGCACCUUUUCAAGCUGCUGGACUGCUUGCUGGAGUCACACACCUUUGCCAGAGAUUUCAACUCUAACAACGAGCAGAGGACUGCACUCUGGAGAGCAGGAUUUAAGGGGAAGUCGAAGCCCAAUCUGCUAAAGCAGGAGACCAGUAGCCUGGCCUGUAGCCUGCGUAUUCUGUUCCGCAUGUACUCUGACCGGCAGCUCCAGGACUCCUGGCCUGACAUCCAGACACGACUGCUGCUCGUGUGCAGCGAGGCCCUGGCCUACUUUAUCAGCCUGACCUCUGAGAGCCACAGAGAGGCCUGGACAAGCCUGCUCCUCCUGCUGCUCACCAGGACUCUUCGACUGACCGACAUCAAGUUCAAGCCUCAUGCCUCCUGUUACUACCCGCACCUGUGUGAGAUGAUGCAGUUUGACCUGAUCCCAGAGCUCCGCGCCGUCCUACGCCGUUUCUUCCUCCGCAUCGGCUCCGUCUUCCACAUCGCUGCUCCUGAGAUGGGCCAGCCACGGCCCCCGGCGCCCUAGGAGGGUCUGGAGAUGGAACGGGGAGGCUGGUGGGACUCUGAGGUGUAUGAGAGCUCCCCUAUCAGAAGUAGGGAGUGUGUAGUGAUGCAAGAGAUCGAAGCAAAGAUUGUUACCCUCAGGGGCAGAUGCUUUGAGAGUCAUCAGUUCCUGUUUGGAGUGUUGGUGAUAAGUUCCGGUGCCCUACUGACUCCCCCUAGAAGCCCCUGCUGGGAGAAAAGCACUGUGAUGGGACAGAGCUCUACUAGCUGUUUCUCAACACUCUGACGUUAAAUGUCAAAUGUAAUGGAAAAUUAACUACAAUUAUUUAUUGAUGCUAUUAUAUAUAUAUAUAUAUAUAUACACACACACAGUGCAUUCAGAUAGUAUUCAGACCCCUUGACU
Molecule: messenger RNA, 6093 nt
Organism: Salvelinus sp. IW2-2015
Lineage: Eukaryota; Metazoa; Chordata; Actinopteri; Salmoniformes; Salmonidae
Product: ADP-ribosylation factor guanine nucleotide-exchange factor 2 (brefeldin A-inhibited)
Biological process (GO): regulation of ARF protein signal transduction
Molecular function (GO): guanyl-nucleotide exchange factor activity
Source: RefSeq, a predicted model, not a curated record